Rhodamnia argentea is the source of this 1379-nucleotide messenger RNA. RefSeq names its product NAC domain-containing protein 2-like. Gene Ontology annotation, biological process: regulation of DNA-templated transcription. Gene Ontology annotation, molecular function: DNA binding. The transcript has 3 exons. The record is from RefSeq and is a predicted model, not a curated record. The coding region runs from base 97 to 963 and encodes 288 amino acids. Lineage: Eukaryota; Viridiplantae; Streptophyta; Magnoliopsida; Myrtales; Myrtaceae.
CAUUCGUUCAAAGGUUCCGGGUUCGAAGCUUCUCGGGUUUCCGUCUUUUCCACUCGAGCCAGAAGAAGGAAGGUCACAGAGAAAGGGAGAAGGUGAAUGAAGGCUGAGUUGAACUUACCAGCUGGGUUCAGGUUCCACCCAACGGACGACGAACUGGUGAACCACUACUUGCUUCCGAAAUGCGCUUCUGAGACCAUCGGCGUCCCGAUCAUUGCCGAGAUUGAUCUCUACAAGUUCGAUCCAUGGCAGCUUCCAGACAUGGCUUUGUAUGGUGAAAAGGAGUGGUACUUCUUUUCUCCGAGGGACCGGAAAUAUCCAAACGGUUCACGGCCAAACAGGGCUGCCGGUACUGGGUACUGGAAAGCUACCGGAGCUGACAAGCCGAUCGGACGGCCCAAGCCGCUCGGCAUCAAGAAGGCAUUGGUGUUUUAUGCUGGAAAAGCUCCUAAGGGAGUGAAAACCAAUUGGAUCAUGCAUGAGUACCGUCUGGCAAAUGUUGACCGAUCGGCCACCAAGAAGAACAAGAACUUGAGGCUUGACGAUUGGGUCUUAUGUCGAAUAUACAACAAGAAAGGUCAGAUAGAGAAGCAUUACCUGUCGGACCAAAAACCUGUGCUGUUCCCGGAAAUGGAAGAUAAGAAGCCAGAGCCGUGGAUGCUCAACCAGAGUUUAUACUCAACGCCGCUGUCCCAACUCGUGCAGUCCCCAAUGACCAACGAUCUUCUACACAUGGACACCUCGGAUUCGGUUCCAAGGUUGCACACGGAUUCGAGCUGCUCGGAGCAUGCGGUGUCACCUGAUUUCAUGUGCGAGAAGGAGGUCCAGAGUGAUCCUAAAUGGAAUGAGCUCGACAGCGCGUUCGAGUUCAUCGAUAGCUUCUUAGACGAACCCUUUGGACCUCAAGUGCCAUAUCAGCCAGUUCAGGUCUCGCCAUUGCAGGACAUCUUCAUGAAACCAUUCUGAUCCCACAAAAAAAAAAAAAAAAAGAGAGUCAAAAAAGGGAGGCCAGAACAUGAGAUUCUUGGAUGCAUCUCACCCUAUUCUUGUUAGGUUAGUAUUAGAUUCUUGUUAGGUUAGCAGUAGAAACCUAUGAUCAUCGCAGUCUUCAAAUUCAAUGGGUUGGGUUGGCUAUGAUGGGUGUGCUGAACUUCGACAAAAGAUGGUAAGUAUUCAAGAGGUGCAGACGGAUUUUGCUGCAGUUGCCUUGAUUCGUCGUGGAGGCCUGGGAUAAUGUUUGAUCUUGUUCAUGUAGAGAGAACAUUCUUCUAUAUGUCCAAAGGAUUGUAUUCAAUUCUUUCAUGUAUGUUGUACGUUGGACUUGGUUCCAGUUCUUAUAGCGGUCAGAAAUCAGAAUGGUAUAAAGACUGUUCAUUUGUUAA